Messenger RNA from Linum trigynum, 1244 nucleotides. Lineage: Eukaryota; Viridiplantae; Streptophyta; Magnoliopsida; Malpighiales; Linaceae. The record is from the annotation of a GenBank genome assembly.
CCGGAGCAGCAGCUGGGUGGAAGAAGCUGGAAGCUGUCAACACCAUUGGAUGCUUGGGAACGGGGGUUAGUCUUCUCUAUUUCAUCGGCUUGGUCAUUGCUGUAGCAGGAGCCAGCCCAUUAAUGUGGAAAAAAACGAUGAUGAUAAUUGAUAAUAAUAAUAUGAAAGAGCCUGGUAUCGUAAGCAAUCUAACGGGCAAAAAUAAUGACGGGGAAGGAAGAAAGUGUUUGUCCAAGAAACAGUGACAUCUUGUGGGGUCGACUCGGUAAGAAACUGCAGCAAUGGGGUAUCUUUGUCAAACUAGGCAAUAAAAAGGCAGUGGGGACUCCACUCCCACUUUAACAAAAGCUCGAUCGAGGAGAGGAGUACUGUCCUUUCCCUCAGUUCAUCAUCAUCCUCAACUCCUGCCAGUGCAAACCAUCAUGGUUCUUCUUUUCGCUCUGUUGUUAUAGUUCUUUCUUUGUAAGCAGCUGGAUGUAAGAAGAAAUGGCGCUUGUAGUCAGGCAGCACAAGGAAGAGAACUAUGUGAAGAACAGGAAGAAGAAGAACAAGAGAAGCAUGUCUGUUCCUGGGAUUAGUAGCCUGGCUUCCAUUGAGUCAUUGUCCAUGCCCCUUGUUCAGGAGGUAGUAAUAUCAGCAAAUAUGCAGUGUGCACAGUGUCAAAAGAGGGUAGCUGAUGUUAUCUCCAGAAUGAGUGGGACAGAGUCAGUAACAGUAAACCUGGUGGAGAAGCAGGUGACUCUCACUUGUACAUACCCAGGACCAGGACCAGGAGGUGGUGGCAGAAUCAUUUGCAGGAACCCUUUAAGCAGAAUCGCCAUUAUCAGCAGGCGCAUUUUUGGUUCUUAUUCUUCCUAGAGGUGUUGAGGGAUGGGAGAGACUAGAGAGAGACUACUACAUGUAUUCAUUACAGAUUUCCACUUCUGUAACCUUUAGAAGUAGUGGAAGCAAAAGGGGGAAGGGGUAGAUAUAUAAAUGCAUUCUUGUAAAGCAACUUGAUUGAAUCAUGUAUAUCUGUGUAUUUUUUUUGACAGGGAAUAUCUGUGUAUUAAUUCAGUGAUGGUGGUGCAUGUUUCUCCUUCCCAUAAACAAGAAGAAAUUAUUAAAAAAAUAUUUAACAUAACUACUAUUAUAUAAUCAUGGCUCAAAAAGUGCGUUUAAACUUACGAUUAGCCCUGAUAUAGAGUUUUCGUAGCAGAUUAGAUACCGAGAACACGUCAACAGAGUAAAGCGACACCUAUGUG